This is a messenger RNA of Durio zibethinus, 3170 nucleotides long. The record is from RefSeq and is a predicted model, not a curated record. Lineage: Eukaryota; Viridiplantae; Streptophyta; Magnoliopsida; Malvales; Malvaceae.
UUUGAAAAAUAAUUAAAAAAAAAACGCAGACAAUAACUGCCAUCUGUGAUUCCCUCCAAGAACUUUCGUUUUUUUUUUUUUUUUUUUUUUCUGAAAGGGCUGCCCCAUAACGAAACAUCUUUCAUUUUCCAAUGUUUUUUGGACUUCGUUUUCUUAUGUCUUUAUGAGACCAUAAGCAAAACGUCUUGGUGUUCUGUUUUUCUUUUGUUCCUGGUUUGGUUGGUCUGAAAAUCAUUGAAAACGAUCAACUAAAUUAAAGAAGUUUUGGACGGGAAUCAUUAACAAACCCUUGUUUGUCAAUGAAAUGAAACUUAACCUUCUUGAGUCUUGACUUUGUCAAGGAAACCGAAAGAACCACAGUUCGUUACGGCCUUUUACACGCUGACCAAGAAGACCAAAAAACUGAGUUUGGUAAGGUAGACAGUGAUCAUGGCACAAGCUGAAGUUUAUGACCUUUUUUUUUAUUGAAUGAUUUUGUAGAUGAACCAAUCCUUAAUCUAUACGAAUACUUCCUUUUCGUUAUAGGUCUGGAUUUUGGACAGAGUUAAACAACUUUUUGCAUUUCAAACUAACACAGAACUAGGCUUCAAGUCAUGAAUUUCCGGCGUCAAAAAUUUGUAAGGUUUCAAGAUUGUAGUUCCGAUGAUGGAUCACUUAAAAUCAAACUUAGACCAUCAUUGAAUGCUGUUAUGGAUGGUCUCCGGAGAGUAUUUGAGAAUGGUUCUGAAAGGAUUAGAAGCUUGAAGAAACCCAUAAGCUUCCGUUCUUUGGGUAAUAAAGCAACAAAAGAGGAGGCAUUGGGUUCCAGGAAGAGAAUUCUUAAUCCACAGGGACAAUUUCUUCAGAACUGGAAUAAAAUGUUUCUUCUCUCCUCUGCAAUUGCUCUGGCCGUGGAUCCCUUGUUCUUUUACAUCCCUGUGAUUGAAGGCCAACGGAAAUGCCUUGACUUGGAUGACCGAUUGGAAAUUAUUGCUUGCGUCCUUCGUACAUUCAUUGAUGCCUUUUAUAUAAUCCACAUGAUCUUUCAAUUCCGCACUGCGUAUGUUGCCCCUCCAUCUCGGGUAUUUGGUAGGGGGGUGUUGAUAGAGGAUCCUCGGGCUAUAGCCAAAAGAUACUUGUCCAGAAGCUUCUUCAUUGAUCUUCUGUCAAUUCUUCCACUCCCGCAGGUGGUAAUCUUAAUCAUAAUGCCCAAAAUAAAAGGUCCGGUUUCAUUGGUCACAAAGGAUUUGUUGAAAUCCUUUAUUUUCUGCCAAUAUGUUCCGAGAUCCAUUCGAAUUUUUCCUCUUUACAAACAAGUUACAAGAACUUCAGGCAUACUUACUGAAACAGCGUGGGCUGGAGCUGCUUUGAAUCUCUUCCUCUACAUGCUGGCCAGUCAUGUAGUUGGAGCCUUUUGGUACUUGUUCUCAAUAGAACGAGAAGACGAUUGCUGGCGCAAAGCUAUCGGCAGUGGUAAAGAGAGGGCGUUGUACUGUGAUAGAGACAGUACAACAAUAAAUACCACUUCAGUGAGUUUGCUGAAUAGUUCAUGCCCUUUUACCAAUCCUGAUAACAUAAAGGAUCCGAAGGUCUUCAACUUCGGGAUUUUCAUUGAUGCACUUCAGUCGGGGGUGGUGGAAACCUCGGAGUUUCGAAAAAAGUUCUUUUACUGCUUUUGGUGGGGUUUGCGUAAUCUAAGUUCUCUGGGCCAAAAUCUCAAAACAAGCACUUUUGUGUCGGAGAUACUCUUUGCUAUUGCGAUUUCCAUCGGUGGACUGGUUCUGUUUUCACUGCUUAUUGGGAAUAUGCAGAAAUAUCUGCAGUCGACAGGAGUCAGAAUAGAGGAAAUGAGAGUGAAAAGGCAAGAUGCAGAACAAUGGAUGUCCCAUCGAAUGCUUCCUGAGAACCUGAGGGAACGUAUUAGGAAGUAUGAACAGUACAAAUGGCAAGAAACCAGAGGGGUUGAAGAAGAGAAGCUGAUUUCUAACCUUCCUAAAGAUCUAAGGAGGGAUAUAAAGAGGCAUCUUUGCUUGGAUCUUCUCAAGAGAGUGCCAAUGUUUGAAAAAAUGGAUGAGCAACUAUUAGAUGCAAUGUGUGAUCGUCUCAAGCCGGCACUUUACACUGAUAAGAGCUACAUUGUUCGAGAAGGGGAUCCAGUAGAAGAGAUGCUAUUUAUCAUCCGAGGAAUUCAAAUAAGUACGACCACUAAUGGUGGAAGAACUGGUUUCUUCAACGCUGUUAUCCUCAAGGCUGGUGACUUUUGUGGAGAUGAUCUUCUUACCUGGGCCUUGGAUCCCCAGUCUUCUUCCAACCUACCUAUCUCCACUAGAACCGUGCAGGCCCAAACAGAAGUUGAAGCCUUUGCCCUAAUGGCAGAUGACUUGAAGUUUGUAGCCUCCCAAUUUCGACGUCUUCACAGCAAGCAGUUCCAACACACUUUCAAAUACUACUCGGUGCAAUGGCAGACAUGGGCAGCAUCUUUUAUACAAGCAGCUUGGCGCCGGCAUUGCAAGAGGAAGCUUGUUAAGUCCCUACGUGAAGCAGAGGAUAAGCUGCAAGAGGCUUUGGCAAAAGAGUCUGGAAUCUCGCCAAGCCUUGGUGCUACUCUUUAUGCAUCAAAAUUUGCUGCCAAUGCAUUACGAACCUUGCGGAACAGUAAUUCACAAAGCUCCAUAUUGCCUCAAAGAUUACCACCGCUGCUUCCUCAAAAGCCAGCGGAGCCUGAUUUUACUGCCGAACAUAGCUAAUUAAGAGUUUUGAUCUUAUAUAUUGGAGGAAAUUUGGAAGAAAUCUCUGUUUAUAUAAUGCAUUAAGCUAAACUGAUGUAUAUAUAGUUGUUCUUGAUUCCAAUCUUUUUCCGGACGAAAUUAUAGUUAUUGCAAAUUUUUUGUAAUAUAUGUAUCAAUCAAUAACUAUAUAUAAAAGUACUAAUUUCAAAAGUGCAAAUAGUGAACGACAAAAUUCAAUGAAAGAGAAGAAAUAGAAUCAUAAUAGUUUAAUCCAUGAUUGGAUUCGCUAUGCAUUAACAUCAAGUACAAUCUAAUUGCAUAACUAACUUCAAAAAUUAUUGAUUCAACUACAUACAUUUAUUCACGGUACCAAAAAAAAAAGAAACUUCUUGUUGUCAUUUGCAACUGUUAACACUUCCUAACCUGCGAGAAGAAAACUCAAAAUCAAUAUGACUUUUUAAC